Messenger RNA from Vanrija pseudolonga, 798 nucleotides. It is a transcript of the gene tim17, whose product is annotated as Mitochondrial import inner membrane translocase subunit tim17. Gene Ontology annotation, molecular function: transmembrane protein transporter activity. Bases 179 to 652 code for a protein of 157 amino acids. The transcript has 6 exons. Gene Ontology annotation, biological process: protein import into mitochondrial matrix. The record is from RefSeq and is a predicted model, not a curated record. NCBI's taxonomy places the organism in Eukaryota, Fungi, Basidiomycota, Tremellomycetes, Trichosporonales, Trichosporonaceae. Gene Ontology annotation, cellular component: mitochondrial inner membrane; TIM23 mitochondrial import inner membrane translocase complex.
GCCGAAGACAAACGACCGACAAGACAUCUGUUCGCUUCCAUCAGCAUCAUCACCACAAGUAAUCAGCAGCGACAGCACACCAGCGCAAAAGCACACGACGAGCGCCGCACCGACGUCCUCGAACACAGCCUAAUCCCCCACCUCCCUACCCCACACCCCACGUUCCUCGUUCUUCAAAAUGUCGCACGCCGACCACACCCGUGACCCAUGCCCGUACGUCAUCCUCAACGACUUUGGCGGAGCGUUCGCCAUGGGCGCUAUCGGUGGUGGUAUCUGGCACGGUAUCAAGGGUGCACGGAAUAGCCCGAGGGGCGAGCGCCUCGUCGGCUCCCUCUCGGCCAUCAAGGCCCGCGCCCCCGUCCUCGGCGGCAACUUUGGUAUCUGGGGUGGUCUCUUCUCGACGUUUGACUGCGCCGUCAAGGGAUACAGGCAGAAGGAGGACCCGUGGAACGCUAUUAUCUCGGGUUUCAUGACUGGUGGUACUCUGGCCUUCCGUGCCGGCCCCAGGGCAGCGCUCGGCGGUGCCAUCGGCUGUGGUAUCCUUCUCGGUGUCUUCGAGGGCGUCGGUGUCCUCAUGAGCCGCGUGUUCGCGCAGCCCGUCCCCGCCAUGCAAUUACCCGAGCAGGCCGGACCCGCACCCGCCGUCGCCUAAGUGGCAGAUAUCCGCCCGCCCCACUCACUCACUUGGCGUCCACCUACCUACACGCCAGCCAGCCGGCGCUUGUACACUGCCAACCCACUUGUACCCCGCCCGUCGUCGUCAUAUACACUUCUCUGCAUGCAUUCCCGUUGGUGCUG